Molecule: messenger RNA, 465 nt
Organism: Penicillium angulare
Lineage: Eukaryota; Fungi; Ascomycota; Eurotiomycetes; Eurotiales; Aspergillaceae
Exons: 1
Coding region: 1-465 (154 amino acids)
Source: RefSeq, a predicted model, not a curated record
AUGUCCUUAUCUUCAACCAAGACUACAACUAUGAGUACAAAGACCCAAAGUACUUCAUCUCCCACAGAAACAGGCGGUCGCUGGUCGCUUCUCAUUUUUGCCAAGGAGAAAUGCAAAGGUGACUAUUACUAUGUAUCAGGUACCACAACAGGAUGCGUCAAUCUCCAAAGCGACAUGACGACAACCGUAGCAGAUGAUGAAAUUCUUUACUGGAACUACGUAUCCACUGACUUAUCAUGGACAUCCUGUGCCGACGGCCCAUUAACAACCCCUGGAUCUUGGGGUUUCACCGAUGCGGUAUGCAAUGUAUUCACUACUAGUGAUUGUACAGAUCCUGAUAAUACUUCACAAACUUUCACAUCCAUUGGAGAAGGGGAAUGCCAAGCAUAUGGCGAUGAGACAUUUCCUGAGAUUAAAUGGCACUCUGUCCAAUGCAAGGAUAUCAUAGACGCCUACAAUGAAUAG